Messenger RNA from Seriola dumerili (greater amberjack), 820 nucleotides. RefSeq names its product adipogenesis associated Mth938 domain containing (gene aamdc). Gene Ontology annotation, cellular component: cytoplasm. Gene Ontology annotation, biological process: positive regulation of fat cell differentiation. Lineage: Eukaryota; Metazoa; Chordata; Actinopteri; Carangiformes; Carangidae. The transcript has 4 exons. Bases 117 to 485 code for a protein of 122 amino acids. The record is from RefSeq and is a predicted model, not a curated record.
UCAGAGCAUCUGAGCGGAGCUGGAUGGUGUUUCCCUUUAAUUACAGCAGGAAGAAGAAUUCCAGGGGGUGUGGCCAGUUUGUUGACAACGAGCGGAGCAGGUAGCUGCAUGUAGCCAUGUCCUCUCCAGAGAUCGCCUCUCUCUCCUGGGGCCACAUGAAGGUGAAGGGAUGCUCCUCCAGCUACAAGGACUGUAAGGUCUGGCCUGGAGGCAGCCGGGCCUGGGACUGGAGAGAGACUGGGACUGACCAUUACCCAGGAGUACAACCUGCUGAUGUGGAGGAGGUGCUGAAGAAGGGGAUCGACCUGCUGGUAAUCGGCAGAGGCAUGAGUGAAGCUCUGCAGGUCCCCUCCUCCACUGUGGACUUUGUGAAGCAGAAAGGCGUUGACGUCAGAGUCUUGCAGACGGAGAAGGCCGUUGCUGAAUAUAACAAACUGGCUGGCCAGGGUGCCAAGGUGGGUGGCGUCUUCCACUCCACCUGUUAAGGAUGUCCCUUGUCUUGCUGCACCAACGAAGAUGACCUACAGAAGAUGAGGGGAAGCCUGUACCAUACCAUGGCUCUCAGUCUCUGUUUUGCCAGAUGUGUAGCUGGCUACUUCUUCUAGCUCUCAGCUUUUUCCUGCAUGGUUACGACUGAAACGUCUUCAUUACGUCGCUAAUCUUGCGAAGCGGGAAAGCCCUUAUUUCAGCCCAGGCUGUGUUAGCUGCACUGUAGAAGAGCGCUGGCAACUUCUGUGUAUGAUUAUAAAUCAGUGAAGUUAGAGAAAAGCACUUCAGAUGGCCUUUGUAUAUUUGACUCUAGAUGAAGAGAUCACAUCUG